Messenger RNA from Solanum lycopersicum (tomato), 3502 nucleotides. Lineage: Eukaryota; Viridiplantae; Streptophyta; Magnoliopsida; Solanales; Solanaceae. The record is from RefSeq and is a predicted model, not a curated record.
AAUUAGAUCCUAAAAAGUUCUGAUCUCAUAAGAAUGAAUCCUAAGUCUAAGGAAUAUGAUGAAGAUGAAGCUGAUGAAGAAAUUAAAAGGGGUUUGGAUCAAUUUGAAAAUAAGCCUAAACCUAAUUUAGGUGAAACAGAGGUGUUUAAUUUGGGAACUCCCGAAGAAGUGAAAGAAAUAAAGAUAAGCAUUCAUGUCGAUCGAACUAUUCGAGACGACAUAAUUCAAGUUUUAAUUGAAUACAAAGAUGUCUUCGCUUGGUCAUAUGAUGACAUGCCUAGGUUAAGUGCUGAUUUGGUAGUUCACAAACUUCCCAUACAUCCUGAUUUUCCACCUGUCCAGCAAAAGCAGAGAAAAUUUAAGGCAGAUAUGAGCGAUAAAAUCAAAGAGGAAAUCAUGAAACAACUGAAUGCAAAAGUGAUCAGGGUCAUCCAAUACACUACUUGGUUGGCUAAUGUUGUGCCAGUACCAAAAAAGGAUGGAAAGAUCAGAGUUUGUGUUGAUUAUCGAGAUUUAAACAAAGCAAGUCCAAAAGACAAUUUUCCACUACCCAACAUUCAUAUCUUGGUUGACAAUUGUGCUAAACACGAGAUUCAAUCUUUUGUGGACUGCUACGCCGGAUAUCACCAAAUUCUCAUGGAUGAAAAAGACGCUGAAAAAACUGCUUUCACUACCCCGUGGGGUACAUAUUGUUAUAGGGUCAUGCCAUUUGGUCUAAAAAAUGCAGGGGCAACCUACAUGAGAGUUAUGACUACAAUAUUCCAUGACAUGAUGCAUAAAGAAGUUGAGGUGUAUGUCGAUGAUGUCAUCAUUAAGUCUAGGACGCAAAUUGACCAUGUGCGUGAUCUAAGAAAAUUUUUUGAAAGAUUGAGAAAGUACAAUCUCAAGCUUAAUCCGGCUAAAUGUGCAUUUGGAGUUCCAUCUGGCAAGCUUUUGGGUUUUAUAGUUAGCCGAAGAGGCAUUGAAUUAGACCCCUCCAAGAUAAAGUCCAUUCGAGAAUUACCACCUCCAAAAACCAGAACUGAAGUCAUGAGUUUUCUGGGAAGGUUAAACUAUAUCAGCCGAUUCAUCGCUCAACUCACUACUACAUGCGAGCCGAUAUUCAAGUUAUUGAAAAAAGAUGCUGCUAUUAAAUGGACAAGUGAGUGUCAAAAUGCUUUUGACAAGAUCAAGGAAUAUUUAGCAAAUCCUCCGGUACUGGUCCCCCUAGAGCCUGGUAGGCCUUUGUUUUUAUACCUCUCGGUAACGGAUAAUUCUUUUGGUUGCGUUCUAGGACAACAUGACGUCAUAGGGAAAAAGGAACAAGCCAUCUAUUACUUGAGCAAAAAGUUCACAUCCUAUGAGGCAAAGUACACUCUAUUAGAAAAAACAUGUUGUGCUUUAACUUGGGUCGCCCAAAAAUUGAAGCACUAUUUUUUGUCCCACACCACUUACCUCAUAUCUCGAAUGGAUCCUCUGAAAUAUAUUUUUCAAAAAGCCAUGCCGACGGGUAGGUUGGCAAAAUGGCAGAUUUUGCUUACCGAAUUUGAUUUUGCGUAUGUUACUCGCACCGCCAUGAAAACACAAGCGUUGGCCGAUCAUCUGGCAGAGAAUCCGAUUGAUGAUGAAUACGAACCCUUAAAGACAUACGUCCCUGAUGAAGAGAUCAACUCUAUUGAGAAAGAAAUUCCUGAUAAUGACCCCGUAUGGAAAUUAUAUUUUGAUGGGGCUGUCAACAAAAACGGAGUGGGCAUUGGGGCAGUUCUUAUCUCACCAAGCGAUUGUCAUUAUCCUGCCACAGCACGACUUCGAUUCUUUUCUACCAACAACACAACAGAAUAUGAAGCUUGCAUCAUGGGUUUGAAUAUGGCAAUAAAUCUAGAUGUACAUGAGCUCUUAGUCUUAGGGGAUUUCGACUUGCUCAUUCGACAAGCUCGAGGCGAAUGGGAAACUCGAGACAUUAAGCUCAUACCGUACAAACAAUGUUUAGAAGAUCUCAUCAAAAAUUUCAAGUCCAUUGAAUUUAGAUAUAUUCCCAGGUUUCACAAUGAGUUGGCUGAUGCUUUGGCCACCCUAGCAUCGAUGCUUCCAUACCCAGGUAAUACAUACAUUGACCCGUUGGAAAUCCAAGUUAGGGAUCAACAUGGUUAUUGCAAUAUAAUUGCGGUAGAGGCAGAUGGUCAGCCUUGGUAUCACGACAUCAAACAAUUUAUAAAAGCUAGAGAAUAUCCAUUGCAUGCUGAUAGAGAUAAAAAAAGAACUAUUAGGCGACUCGCCAAUGGGUUCCUCUUAAGUGGCGAUAUCUUAUAUAAAAGGACUCCGGAUUUGAAUUUAUUACGAUGUGUGAAUAAUCAAGAAGCGGAAACAGUUAUGAACGAGGUACACUCAGGGGUAUGUGGCCCACACAUGAAUGGUUACGUCUUAGCAAAAAAAAUUAUUCGGGCAGGGUACUAUUGGUUGACCAUGGAGCGAGAUUGCUUCCAAUUUGUUCGCAAGUGCCAUCAGUGCCAAAUUCAUAGCGACUUGAUUCACUCACCCCCUUUAGAGUUGCAUCCUAUGUCUGCUCCAUGGCCUUUUGUUACAUGGGGAAUAGACGUUAUUGGGCCAAUAGAGCCAAAAGCAUCUAAUGGUCAUCGGUUUAUUUUAGUUGCCAUCGAUUACUUUACCAAAUGGGUAGAAGCUGUCACAUUCAAAUCAGUUACCAAGAAAGCGGUGGUGGACUUCAUUCAUUCCAACAUCAUAUGUCGUUUUGGCAUACCAAAAAUAAUUAUUACAGACAAUGCAAUGAAUCUCAACAGUCACUUGAUGAAGGAAGUUUGUGAGCAAUUUAAAAUUGUUCAUCGCCAUUCAACCCCUUAUCGUCCCAAAGCAAAUGGGGUUGUUGAAGCUGCGAAUAAGAACAUCAAGAAGAUUCUUAGAAAAAUGGUGCAAGGAUCUAGACAGUGGCAUGAGAAAUUACCCUUCGCUCUCAUGGGAUAUCGCACGACUAUUCGUACGUUAGUCGGUGCAACUCCUUACUUAUUGGUUUAUGGAACUCAGGCUGUCAUACCCGCAGAAGUUGAAAUCCCUUCACUUCGAACCAUUGUUGAAGCAGAAAUCGAGGAUACAGAAUGGGUUAAAUCGAGGUUAGAACAAUUAGCACUGAUAGAAGAAAAACGAUUGACAUCAAUUUGUUUUGGUCAAUUAUAUCAGCAGAGGAUGGCUCGGGCAUAUAAUAAGAAAGUACGCCCAAGGAAUUUUGAAAUAGGUCAACUUGUUGUGAAACGUAUCCUUCCCCACCAAGACGAGGCCAAGGGAAAGUUUGCUCCAAAUUGGCAAGGACCUUAUGUUAUUAAGCAAGUGCUAUCCAAAGGAGCUUUGCAAUUGGCGGAUAUGGAGGGAAAGGCAAUUGACACAGUUGUCAAUGCAGAUUCGGUCAAGACAUACUACAUUUAGCAAUCCUUCUCAUUUUUAUGAUGAGAAGAUAAAAAUGUAUCCUCUUUUAUCAAAAACACCACUGGUCUGGUGCCUUUUUUUAAAGAAA